Messenger RNA from Helicoverpa zea (corn earworm), 1746 nucleotides. Its product is annotated as b(0,+)-type amino acid transporter 1-like. The transcript is spliced from 9 exons. Gene Ontology annotation, biological process: amino acid transmembrane transport. NCBI's taxonomy places the organism in Eukaryota, Metazoa, Arthropoda, Insecta, Lepidoptera, Noctuidae. The record is from RefSeq and is a predicted model, not a curated record. The coding region runs from base 168 to 1661 and encodes 497 amino acids. Gene Ontology annotation, molecular function: L-amino acid transmembrane transporter activity. Gene Ontology annotation, cellular component: membrane.
UGUUAUCAAACCUCUUUGUAUUUACUUCGACGGAAGAGGCAGUUGAACGCCAGUCUGAUAGCGGUAGUGACCAGAGAGUGACGUGUCUGUACGUUUGUGUAAAUACAAGUGAUCACCUCGUGAUAUCUCGUGAAAUUUAAAUAAACCUUGGAGUAAGGUAAACAAUAAUGCCUGACAAAGAAUCGGAACUGAUUGAAAAGUGUGAGACCGGCAACGGCAUGGCGAAGGCGUGCGGAAGCGCCGUUAAACUGAAACGAGAGUUAGGGCUCUUCUCAGCCGUGAACUUGAUACUUGGUGUUAUGAUCGGAUCUGGUAUCUUCGUAUCACCGUCCUCCGCCCUCGAACACUCUGGAUCCGUAGCACUUUGCCUGAUUAUAUGGACGGUUUCUGGAAUAAUAUCCUUAUUAGGAGCACUAUCAUUCGCUGAACUAGGAACCGUAGUCGGCAAAUCCGGGGCAGAAUACUCAUAUUUUCAAGAAGCAUUUGGAAACACACACAAAUUUUGGGGGCCGUUGCCUUCAUUUAUAUGUGCUUGGAUAUACGUUGUUAUAUUAAGACCUGCAGAAGUCGCCAUAAUAGUUAUGACUUUUGCUGAAUACGCAAUUCAGCCUUUUACACCACAUAUACAACAAGAUAAUAAAGAAAUAGCAAUAAAGCUUGCGUCUAUAUCAGCAUUAUUUGUAAUGACCUACAUCAACAUAACAAGUGUGAAGUUAUUUGUAAAAGUACAAAACAUAUUCGGAGUUUGCAAAGUGUUUGCAUGUCUCAUCGUUAUUGGAGGUGGCAUUUAUGAAAUCUAUAAAGGUAACACAGAACACUUAAACAAAGGUUUUGAAGGCAGCACCACAAGCCCUGGUGGCAUAGCCCUCGCAUUGUACUCCGGUUUGUGGGCCUAUGAUGGAUGGAACAGUGUUACUGUCGUCACUGAGGAGAUUAUUAACCCUGGAGUCAACGUCCCCUUAAGUAUAUCAAUAGCAGUUCCCCUAAUAACGGCUCUGUACGUCUUCAUGAACGUAGCGUAUAUGACGGUGCUAAGCUAUGCGGACAUGACAUCAGUGCCGGCGGUAGCUGUGGCCUUCGGAGCCAGGGUGCUAGGCCCGGCCAGCUUUCUCAUACCGCUGGGAGUCGCUAUAGCUACCUUUGGAUGCGCUAUGAGUGUGCAGUUUGGUGUUACUAGAGUAUGCUACACAGCCGCUCGUGGUGGUCAUAUGUUAGAAGUAUUCUCAUACGUUAAUGUUAAGCGGUUAACGCCCGCCCCAGCUGUGGCCUUCCAAGCAAUACUAACAUCAGUAUUCAUACUAGUUGGCAACAUCAAAACCUUAAUAGAGUUCGCCAGUUGGUUCCUAUGGUUCUUCUACGGUCUAGCCAUGGUCGCUUUACUAGUUCUAAGAAAAACACAACCAAAGAAACAUCGCCCAUACCGGGUCCCAACAAUAGUCCCGUGCUUUGUGUUGUUAGUAGCGAUAUUUUUAUCGAUACUGCCAAUCGUACACGACCCAUCCCUUAAAUAUUUGAUGGCUGUGGGCUUCAUACUGAUGGGCGCGACGGUGUACACUGUAUUUGUAUAUUAUAAGAAAACUCCGACUGCUAUUUUAAGAAAAUUCACAUUCCUCACUCAAGUCCUGUUCGAAAGUGUGCCGCCAAGCGAUCGUCAAGACUGAUUUUAUAUUACUGUAAUAAUAAAGUUAUAUCUGUAAAUAUAGUACAAAAGUAUACAAUAAUAAAUAUUUAGAGAUAAGUUCAAAA